AAACUUGGUAUUGGAGGCUUCAGCAUGGGUGCUGCUACCGCACUCUACUCAGCAACUUGCUUUGCACAGGGAAAAUAUGGAAAUGGAAACCCUUACCCUGUCAACUUGAGGGCUGUCAUAGGUCUCAGUGGGUGGCUUCCUGGUUCCAGGAAUGUGAGGAACAAGAUUGAAGGAUCGCAUGAGGCUGCAAGAUGUGCUGCAUCUUUGCCCAUUCUACUCUAUCAUGGAAAAUGCGAUGAAGUUGUUCCUUAUAGAUAUGGAGAGAGGGCUUACCAUGUCUUGAGCUCAGCUGGAUUCAGGAAUCUUCAAUUCAAAGCCUAUGACGGGCUAGGCCAUUACACAGUGCCAAAGGAAAUGAGUGAGGUUUGUAAUUGGUUAACUGUAAGGCUUGGACUUGAAGGUUCACGACGAUAAACACUACAUAACAAAUAUUUCAUGUUCAACAUAUAUAGCUGAAGAAAAAAAGAAGAGCCUUGGUAUAUUAUACAGUGUAUGAGGUCUGUAAUUGGUUAAGUACAAGGCUUGAACUUCAGAGUUCCUGAUUGAUAAAUUGAAGUCCAUCACAAAGAUUCGUCAUCAGAAUGAAUAGCUGAUGAUAAAUGCAUUGGAAAGAAGUAACAGAGAGGAGUACACAGUUUUCAUAUAGUUAAUAGUUGUAUUAUGUUGAAUGCUAGGAUUUAGUUUCCAGUUUUGACAUAAAAUCUUCUGCAUAAUAAAGUUUUGGAUGUUUGCUAUUUUCAUUCAUUUGUAGACACAAACUUGACAUUUUUUUCUCUUCAAUUACAGUUUUGCUUUCCAAAGUUC
This is a messenger RNA of Nicotiana tabacum (common tobacco), 804 nucleotides long. Lineage: Eukaryota; Viridiplantae; Streptophyta; Magnoliopsida; Solanales; Solanaceae. The record is from RefSeq and is a predicted model, not a curated record.